AUGUCUUUAGUCGCUCCACAAGAUCACGGUGCCCGCGCGCAUCACGGCCACCAUGGGCACGAAGAGUCGAAGGUCGGCCUGGGCAGGAAACACGCUGGCGAAGACCUGCUAGGCGCCGAUGAAGGCUCUGCAGAUCAACUGCUUGAGGCUCUCGGCUAUACACCUGAGCUAUCACGUAAUCGAUCUACCCUACAAGUUGCCUUUAUGUCAUUCGUCUUGGCCUCGAUCCCGUACGGCCUAGCUACCACGUUCUUCUACCCACUUGCCGGGGGUGGCCCAACGAAUAUCAUCUGGGGCUGGGUUGCCGUCUCAUGUAUUAUCCUGUGUGUUGCCGCCUCCCUUGGUGAGAUCACGAGCGUCUAUCCCACGGCUGGCGGAGUCUACUACCAGACGUUCAUGCUCGCACCGGCGAGAUGGCGGCGCGUUGCCAGUUGGAUUUGCGGCUGGCUCUAUGUCGUCGGUAACAUCACUAUCACACUCGCUGUGAACUUUGGCACCACUCUUUUCCUUGUCGCCUGCAUCGAUGUGUUUGAGAAAGAACCCGGAGCCGGAGUCUUUCCUGGUGAAACGUAUCAGAUCUUCCUGAUCUUCUUAGCCAUCACGCUGCUGUGCAAUGCCAUCUCCGCCCUGGCCAUUUUCUGGACAUUUGCCGGAGUCAUUGCUAUGGUUAUCUGCAUCCUAGUCAUUGCUAAGAACGGCCGCCACAGUGGUGAAUAUGUCUUCACAACAUUCGAACCUCGUUCUGGUUGGACCCCCGGAUGGUCCUUCUGCGUUGGUCUGCUACAAGCUGCUUAUGCGACGUCUUCCACUGGAAUGAUUAUCUCAAUGUGCGAAGAAGUUCAAGAGCCAUCUACACAAGUUCCAAAGGCCAUGGUCGGGACUAUUGUCAUCAACACCAUUUGCGGACUCCUCUUCCUUAUUCCUCUGGUCUUCGUGCUACCAGACAUUGAUGAGUUGGUGGCUUUGGCAUCUGGACAACCAGUUCCUAGUAUCAUCAAGUCAGCUGUGGGCUCUUCAGGUGGUGCCUUCGGUCUUCUAGUUCCGUUGCUAGUUCUCGCCAUCAUCUGUGGUGUUGGAUGUACGACAGCUGCAUCUCGUUGCACUUGGGCAUUCGCCCGAGACGGCGCUAUCCCGGCUAGUCAUUUGUGGAAGAAAGUUAACGUCAAGCUUGAUGUGCCUCUCAACGCAAUGAUGCUGAGUAUGGUGGUGCAGAUCAUUCUCGGUGUUAUUUACUUCGGAUCAAGCGCUGCCUUCAAUGCUUUCUCCGGAGUCGGUGUUAUCUGUCUGACAACAUCAUAUGCUGCUCCAAUUGCAGUAAGUGUUGCCGAAGGACGACAAGCUAUCAGAGAAGGAAACUUCUAUCUUGGCCCUAUUGGUCUUGUUUGCAAUAUUGUUGCGAUCGGUAAGAGUCUAAGUUCUACAUACGUCCUCACUGCGGAUUUCAAAGCUAAUCUCUAUAGCCUGGUCACUACUCGCCAUUCCUCUAUUCUGCAUGCCUUCUUAUCUACCGGUUGA
Molecule: messenger RNA, 1515 nt
Organism: Phaeoacremonium minimum UCRPA7
Lineage: Eukaryota; Fungi; Ascomycota; Sordariomycetes; Togniniales; Togniniaceae
Product: putative amino acid permease protein
Exons: 3
Coding region: 1-1515 (504 amino acids)
Biological process (GO): transmembrane transport; amino acid transport
Cellular component (GO): membrane
Molecular function (GO): transmembrane transporter activity
Source: RefSeq, a predicted model, not a curated record